Molecule: messenger RNA, 846 nt
Organism: Cladophialophora bantiana CBS 173.52
Lineage: Eukaryota; Fungi; Ascomycota; Eurotiomycetes; Chaetothyriales; Herpotrichiellaceae
Exons: 1
Coding region: 1-846 (281 amino acids)
Source: RefSeq, a predicted model, not a curated record
AUGUCGGGCCUCCCGGAAUCAUCCUCGAGAAGUUCUUUACCUUCCGAUCUCAACUUCGAGUUGAUGAACUUCGAUCGAAGAAAAAGGGAUGCUCGGGAUAUCGUUUCGUCCUUUGAUCUGCAUACCCUGCCCUCGGAGUUUGAUCCGGAUUCGUAUCAACGCAUCACGGUGGAACAAAGCACAAGACCGAGUUUCGAAUGGACUGUCGCCGGAGAUCUAUGGGCAACAUUCAUGCGGUGGAUCGUGCACGACCCCAUAUGCUGGGACUUCGCUAAUAGGUGUCAACCUACCGAGACGCGAGCUCAGUUAUUUGCUGAAAAGCUACGGAGGCGAUUCCAACAAGAAUUCGACCGGUAUGAUGAGCUACCCCAUCAUACGGCACCUGGACUAGAAGUACAGCCCUCGUCUCCAGCACACGCUUCGUUUAUCGUCGCCCAGGUUGCCGAGAUUGCCAACAAAAUUCACUCGCUCGUGGCCGCAGCUCUGACCGAUCUCCAAGAUCGCGCCGUCGGCCGGGGGGGCACCGUAAAAGUCUUACUGGGAGCGCUAGAGGCGAUUUGCAGAAGAUGCGAGAACAUCUCCCCAGUUUCCCCGGAACGGGACCAAUCACCCUCUGGAACAGAAGUCAGAAUUAGCCUCUACGAUGUGUUAGUGGGCCAACCGCCUCCAGCAACGCCAAAUAUGAUAUUGCAAGCACUAGAAAGAGCAUCCGAGAUGUCACCAGGAAUCCUCAGUAAAAUGAAGACCGAAUUCGAAACGAUAGGCCGUGUUCUGCCCGCCAAUACUCCUUUGACAUAUUUGCAACAAUUUCAGAACUUAUCCGCUCAAGCAGGAGCAACGAUGUGA